AUGGGUAUUCAACUAAGUAACAGUAACAUCAAAAUAUCCAUUCGUUUCUCACUUUCCACAAUUCCCAAACAAUUGCUAAAGGGUUGGAGGGUGAGAUACGAAGGGAACGAGUGGGAUUCGGAGACCUUGAAGGUUUUUGUGGUCCCUCAUUCGCAUAAUGACCCGGGUUGGAAGCUCACUGUUGAGGAGUAUUAUGAUCGACAGUCGAGGCAUAUUCUUGAUACCAUCGUCGAGGCUCUUUCGAAGGUUUCUUUGAUUAAAUUUGUUCUCCAUGGUUGUUUCUAUGGGAGGAUUGUCUGCUAUCAUGAUGGGGUAAUGCAUACCGGUGAUGAGGAGACUCGGAAGUUCUUCAAGCAUUCUUCAGUGCAAGUUUUGCUUUGUCCCCGAUCUUCUGGAAAAGGAUAUAGCUGGGUCAAAAAGCAGGAAGCAGGAACAAUCUACACCCAUCAUCAGAAAACUGUGAUUGUGGAUGCUGAUGCAGGUCAUUAUAAGAGGAAGAUCAUAGCAUUUGUUGGGGGUCUUGAUUUAUGCAAUGGGAGAUAUGACACUCCCAAACAUCCUAUCUUUCGGACAUUACAAACUGUGCACAAAGAUGACUAUCAUAAUCCUACUUUCACGGGGCCUGUUGCUGGCUGUCCAAGAGAACCGUGGCAUGACUUACACUGUCAAAUUGAUGGUCCAGCAGCAUAUGACAUCCUCACCAACUUUGAGGAGCGUUGGUUAAGGGCUUCAAAGCCUCAUGGGCUUCAAAAAAUGACAAAGUCGCAUGAUGAUUCAUUACUCAUAAUUGAUAGAAUUCCCGACAUCAUUGGAAUUACAGAUGUGUCUUGCCUAAAUGAGGAUGGUCCAGAAGCUUGGCAUGUCCAGUUUUUUCGUUCAAUUGAUUCCAAUUCUGUUAAGGGGUUUCCAAAAGACCCAAAAGACGCCACAAGCAGGGACCUGGUAUGUGGGAAGAAUGUCCUGAUAGACAUGAGUAUACAUACUGCAUAUGUAAAGGCAAUCUGUGCUGCCCAACAUUUCAUUUACAUUGAGAACCAGUACUUCCUUGGGUCAUCAUACAAUUGGACUAACCACAGAGACUUGGGUGCAAAAAAUUUAAUACCAAUGGAAACUGCUCUCAAAAUUGUAAAUAAAAUCAGAGCAGAGAGAUUUUCUGCAUAUAUUGUCAUCCCAAUGUGGCCGGAGGGUGUUCCUACAGGUGCUCCGACUCAAAGGAUUCUUCUGUGGCAGGACCUAAAUGGCAGGUCAAUCCGAGUAAGCAUGGCUGAAGCUAGGCAAGGCGUCAGUUUUGAUCAUUGAACCUUUUGAGCUUUCUUCAACUAAGAAUACACUCAGGGUACAUAUUUAAUGAAUUUGCAUUUAAAUUGUUUGCUAUCCUCCUAC
This is a messenger RNA of Camellia sinensis, 1383 nucleotides long. The record is from RefSeq and is a predicted model, not a curated record. NCBI's taxonomy places the organism in Eukaryota, Viridiplantae, Streptophyta, Magnoliopsida, Ericales, Theaceae.